UAAGAAUUCGCUUCGCUCAAGCAAAAAUCAACACAGAAAAAUACACCGAGGCCGUAGUAAAAAAAAAAGAGAAGACAAAAAUUCUGGAAAAUCAUUUUUUAAUAUUCUAUGCUGCAUUCAAAUCGCAAUAUUUCUUUUUUUAUCCAAAUCAUUUUGUUCGUAUGAACAGAAAUAAAAUAUUAUAAAGAAGAUAUAAAACUUCUUCAACAAUACAAACACAACCAUGAAAUGGGACUAAAACAACUAGAACCUUGUCGUGCAUUGAGAUAGCAAACUAACUGCUCCAUUCACAAUACCAAAAGCUGGAUAUUUGGAAAAUUUAAUAAAAUAUUAAUUAUAUUACUUCAAACGCGUACCCUGUCAGUAGAGCAUAUAAAAAACCAUUUGAUUUGCAUUCCUACUUUAGGAAUUUUUAAACAAUAAAUUCAAUCAAACAAAAAAAAGAAAUUUUGAAUACACAUCGGCUGACAGCACCGUGGCUGAAGCCAGUGAAGUAACCACUAAUUCAACAACUGAUGCAAUGCCUUCAGCAAUAAGUGGUGGCGGUGGACAUUCCUCGCAUACGGUUAGUAUUCCCAGCAAUGAAGAAUGCGGUAUUCGGGACGUUUGGAAGCAUAAUCUCGAAGAUGAGUUCCGAACUAUUCGCAAAGUGGUGCAAAAGUACCAUUACGUGGCCAUGGACACGGAGUUUCCCGGGGUAGUGGCACGACCGGUAGGAGAAUUCAGGUCGACUGCUGACUAUCACUACCAGCUUCUGAGAUGCAAUGUGGAUCUGUUGCGCAUAAUUCAACUAGGGCUGACCUUUAUGGAUGAUGAGGGAAAAACUCCACCAGGCUACUCGACAUGGCAGUUCAAUUUCAAAUUCAAUCUUUCGGAAGACAUGUAUGCACAGGACUCUAUCGAUCUAUUGCAGAAUUCUGGUAUUCAAUUCAAGAAGCACGAAGAGGAUGGCAUUGAUCCUUUAGACUUUGCUGAACUUUUGAUGUCGUCGGGCAUUGUUUUGGUGGACAACAUCAAAUGGCUAUGUUUCCACUCCGGCUAUGACUUUGGGUAUCUCCUCAAGCUACUAACCGACCAAAAUCUACCAGCUGAUGAGAGCGAAUUCUUUGAAUUACUCCGCCUGUAUUUCCCCAACAUUUACGACAUUAAAUAUUUGAUGAAGUCUUGCAAGAAUCUUAAAGGCGGUCUGCAAGAAGUUGCUGAUCAGUUGGAGCUGCGUCGCGUUGGACCACAGCAUCAAGCAGGCUCUGAUGCGCUCUUGACCGGAAUGGCGUUCUUUAAAAUGCGAGAGAUGUUUUUCGAGGAUAAUAUUGACAACGCUAAGUACUGUGGCCACCUUUAUGGGUUGGGUACAUCUUUUAUUGUAAACGGAGCCAAUUUCCAUGAGAACAACACCGAAAAUAAUAAUGCAACAACGUGAUUUUCUAGUGCGCGUCUCUCAUAACACACAUUUAUAUGUUUGAAUAUGUUCUUCUGCAAAAAGCGAGCGCAUUUUCUCUGUAUAACAAUUAAUUUAACAAACAAAACAAUAUUUGUCUCUAGUUUUUUUUUUUUGUUGUUGUCUUUAUUAUAAGAACAUCAUUAUAGUAAAGUUAUGGAUGUAAAAUUAAAAAAAAAAUACAAAUCCAAAAGCCCGCGCUCAUUAAGGUAAAAACGUAUAUAAAUCACUUAUAAG
This is a messenger RNA of Episyrphus balteatus (marmalade hoverfly), 1675 nucleotides long. It is a transcript of the gene Pop2, whose product is annotated as CCR4-NOT transcription complex subunit 7. Lineage: Eukaryota; Metazoa; Arthropoda; Insecta; Diptera; Syrphidae. Bases 521 to 1420 code for a protein of 299 amino acids. The transcript has 5 exons. The record is from RefSeq and is a predicted model, not a curated record. Gene Ontology annotation, cellular component: CCR4-NOT complex; CCR4-NOT core complex; P-body. Gene Ontology annotation, molecular function: nucleic acid binding; poly(A)-specific ribonuclease activity.